AUGMCCUUGAGAACAGCAGGAAGUGUGUUGGUGGUCUUUCUCUGGUCUGUYYCAGUGGAACUGGGUCAGGAUGGCUGGAGUGUGACUUAUACCACUCAGAGUAUCUGUACCUUGAAGGGGUCAACAGUGGAGAUGUCCUGCUCUUACACAUAUCCCAGUGGUACAGUCACAACAACCUUCUGGUUCACUGAAUGGGGGACUGGUGUAGAACCUAAAGAUCUAGGUCAGGACCCAGAGUAUGCAGGUCGUCUGGAGUAUCAUGGGGAUAAGAAGAAAGACUGUACCCUGAAAAUCACAGACCUGAGAGAGAGUGACUCAGCUACGUACAGGUUCAGAUUUAUAACAGAUCAGGAAGGAGGGACAUAUACUGGCAGUCCUGGAGUCACUCUGUCUGUCACAGGUCUUCAGGUGAAGGUGACUGGUGGACAUCAGGAUAAGACACUGACCUGUAUCACCACCUGUACUCUGACUGACAACCCCACCUACAUCUGGUACAAGAACGGACAACAUCUAGAUGAGAGCACCUCCCCCCAGUACAAACACUCAGUCUCCAGUAACUAUGAAGAUGGCUACUCCUGUYCUGUAAAAGGUGUCCAGAGUCAUUACUGCAACAUGGUGACUUACACCAAGAGGACAAUAUGUGCCUUGAAGGGGUCAACAGUGYACAUAUCCUGUACUUAUGGCAGUGGUUAUGAUACCGUUCCAUCAUCACUCUGGUUUAGUCCUAAACAGAGUGACAGCUGGAGAGAUAAGUUGAUCCCUGAGGACCUAACCACAGACCCAGGGUAUGCAGGUCGUGUGGAGUAUGUUGGAGAGAAGGAGAGAGGUCGCUCCACCCUGAGAAUCACAGAUCUGAGAGAGGACGACUCUGCUGAGUACAAGUUCAUAUUCAACACACAGACAUCAAGAUGGGGAUACAGCUUCCCUGGAACAACUCUGAACUGUCCACAGAAGUAA
Messenger RNA from Salvelinus sp. IW2-2015, 957 nucleotides. NCBI's taxonomy places the organism in Eukaryota, Metazoa, Chordata, Actinopteri, Salmoniformes, Salmonidae. The record is from RefSeq and is a predicted model, not a curated record.